AUGGGUUCCAUCACGACUGACCCGCCCUGCGGACAGCGACUUCUUCCAAAUUUGAUUGAUCAGAUCGCAUUUGACGAGCCAGACAAGGUAUUCGCUUCGAUUCCAUUCACAAACAAUCCAGAAGAUGGAUUUAGAGAUAUCACAUAUCGACAAUACGCCCGUGGAAUUGAUCGAGCCGCCCACUGGCUCCAGGCGAAUCUGACGAAAAGAGAAGAAUUUGAGACGGUGGGCUACACAGGUCCAACGGAUUUGAGAUACUGCUUCUUCACUCUUGGUGCUGUAAAAGCCGGGUUUAAACUGCUCUUGACCUCCAGCAGAAACUCAGUCGAGGGGAAUGUCUCACUUCUCAAGGCUACUCAAUGCCGAACUUUUUUGACGCCGUCGAAAGUGCCCCAAUUGAUUUUAAACUGCCAUCAAUUUCAUCCGCUAGAUGUGUUCUGCGUUCCAGACCUGAGUUACUUCUUGUCUGAAGCACCGAUGAAACCGUUUCCGUUCAGCAAAUCUUUCGCCACCGCAAAGCAGGAGCCCUUCGUUGUUCUUCACACGUCAGGCUCCACCGGGUUGCCAAAACCCAUCGUCGUCAAGCAUGCCGCUUUGGCUUGUAUCGAUGCUCUCCGCAAUAUUCCCUGGGAACCAGACUUGAACCUGGUACAGCAUGAGUUCAUCUACGAGUACGAUAGCUUUUUCAUCGCUAUGCCUGCUUUUCACGCAGCCGGCAUUUUCAUGAUCUGUGCAAUGCCAGUCUUCUCCGGGGCGAAAGUCAUCUUAGAUUCCCCUGAAUCUCCAAUGACAGCCAGGAAUGCAAAUGCUGUCCAUGUCUUCGCCAAGCCCGACGCGAGUUUGCUUGCCCCUUCCAUCUGGGACGACCUCACAAAAGAGCCGAAGUAUUUGGAAAAUCUUCGACUUCUGAAGGGAGCUAUGUACGGAGGUGGUCCCUUGCCACGAGCAGCAGGUGAUAUGUUGAGUAAAUUCACCAAGAUUAUCAAUCUUUACGGUUCAACUGAAGCGAUGCUUCUGCCCAUGCUUGUCCCCGACCAGGAAGACUUCAAUUACUUCCGCUUUUACUCUCAUUGUGGUAUCGAGAUGCGACCAAACGGCGACGGCCUCCAUGAAUUGGUAAUCCAGCGCAAGAAAGAAUAUGAACCGAUUCAAGGAAUCUUCACGACGUUUCCAGACCUUCAAGAAUACUCCAUGAAAGAUCUGUUUUCCAAGCAUCCUCGCAAACCCGGACUAUGGCGAUAUGAAGCUAGGGAUGACGAUGUAAUUGUUCUUGUCAACGGAGAAAAGCUCAAUCCCGUCACAAUGGAGCAGAUCAUUCAAUCUCAGGAUUUUGUGGCUGGAGCACUCGUUGUCGGACAAGCAAGGUUUCAAACGGCUCUUCUAGUCGAAUUGACAAAGUCGGCAGCAAAUGAAGAUCGGAAUGUCCUCCUGGAAAAACUGCGACCGGUCAUCGAAACAGCGAACAAGGAAUGUCCUGCACAUGGAAGGCUCGCAAAGUCUAUGGUACUGUUCACUUCUUCGGAGAAGCCAAUGUUGCGGGCGGGGAAAGGGACGAUCCAGCGAAAAUUGACGCUGGACAUGUAUGCACCGGAAAUUAGCGAUCUGUACAAUGCGGCCGAUUCCCAUGACCUCAUGGACCUCCCACUAGAGAGCCGCGGUGAGUUUGUGAAAGCGUUGCAGACGGUUCUGUCUGCAACCUCCGACGUCACUCUAUCCAGUCUGGACGCGGACUUUUUUGCCAAUGGCGUGGACUCGCUUGGAGCCCUGAUAGUUGUCAAACACAUCAAGAUGGCAUUUGAAAGACGCGGCGUCAGUCCUGAAUUGGUCUCGGCCGGCAUUUUCUACUCCCAUCCGACUGUCAACAAACUCACCGACAAGGUAUAUGCGCUUUUCCAAACUUCGCAGACCGGUGCCAGCCCCGCCGACUCUUCGUUGGAGGAGAUGCAAAGAUCCUUGGACCGCUGGUCGUCAGAUAUACUCUUGGCGAAGGGAAAGCGACAUGCAGUGCGAUCUACAGUAAUUCUUACCGGUUCAACAGGCUCAUUAGGAUCAUACAUUCUUCACACUCUCAUCACGAAUCCAGAGGUCGAGCACAUUUACUGCUUCAAUCGUAGCGAUGAUUCGACAGAGCGGCAAGCAAGGUCUAAUGCUAAUCGAGGUCUCUCAACGGACUUCUCCAAGGUCAGCUUUCACCAAGUGGACGUCUCUCAACCCCGGUUCGGUCUCGAGGAUGCUCUCCACAAGAAAUUAGUUGAUUCAGUUACCCAAAUUAUCCAUAAUGCUUGGGCUGUUGAUUUCAACUGGGCUUUCUCAUCUUUUGAGGAAACUCACAUAGCAGGAGUAAGGCGUCUCAUCGAUCUCUCCGCCAUGUCGGUGAAUCGGGCAUCCAUAUUCUUCAUCUCCAGUAUCAGCACGGUGAUGGGCUGGCAAACCAACCAUGGCAACAGCACCAUUCCAGAAGAAAUCUUCCACGACAUGACUGUCCCUCAGCAAAUGGGAUAUGCGCAGUCCAAAUAUGUUGCUGAGAGACUCCUCGAAGCAGCUUUUGUCCAAGGUAGCGUGCCAACUACCGUGUGUCGAAUUGGUCAGAUUGCAGGGCCCGUUCGACAGGGUCAGGGUAUGUGGAAUAAACAUGAAUGGCUCCCAACAAUCAUUGGAAGUUCGAAGGUGAUGAAGAUGCUUCCUGUUUCUUUGGGUGCAAUGCCACAUGUCGAUUGGGUACCGGUGGAUAUUCUUGGAGAGGGCUUGGUAGAGAUGGCACUCAGAAGAGACGGAGGACACGAAAAUAUGCAAGUAUACCACGCCAUCAACCCUCGAACGGCCGACUGGAGCACUCUAGUCCCGACAAUCAAGAAGAACAUCGGCGUUGCGGAUAUCAAGGAAGUCUCUUAUGAAGAGUGGGUGGACGAAUUGACACGACGAUCAAUGACAGAGAAUCCGCGCAGCAUUCCAGCUUUUCGGCUCUUGGAUUUCUAUCAAGCGUUGAAGCAGCAAUCAGCAGAUACCGUGCUAGAGGGAAUGCUGGAGACGAAGAAGACGGUUGAAGCUAGCAAGAUUUUGGCCGGUCUUGAGGCAGUGUCACCGAGCUGGAUGGACACAUGGAUGAAACAAUGGAAUUUCUGA
Molecule: messenger RNA, 3123 nt
Organism: Rhinocladiella mackenziei CBS 650.93
Lineage: Eukaryota; Fungi; Ascomycota; Eurotiomycetes; Chaetothyriales; Herpotrichiellaceae
Exons: 2
Coding region: 1-3123 (1040 amino acids)
Source: RefSeq, a predicted model, not a curated record